AUGCCGCCUCGAACCCGCCCGGUUGAAAAGAUUGCCAAGGCUGCCGCUCAGUGCUCCGCUGAGGCUACCGCAUAUGGCAAAUGUGUUGUCGCUGAUUACAACUCCGUUCACAAAGAUAUGUGUGUGAAGGAGUUCAUGCGACUCAAAAAUUGUGUCCUGGCCGCGUCUAAGAAGGGUUGA
Messenger RNA from Penicillium macrosclerotiorum, 180 nucleotides. RefSeq lists its product as uncharacterized. NCBI's taxonomy places the organism in Eukaryota, Fungi, Ascomycota, Eurotiomycetes, Eurotiales, Aspergillaceae. Bases 1 to 180 code for a protein of 59 amino acids. The record is from RefSeq and is a predicted model, not a curated record. The transcript has 3 exons. Gene Ontology annotation, cellular component: mitochondrion. Gene Ontology annotation, biological process: mitochondrial respiratory chain complex I assembly.